AUGUCGCCAACUAGUUUGUAUCCUACCAACAAAGAACAAAAUGUCAUUGGAAUGAAAACAGUGGAAGAACGAAUAGAUAGAGAAAGUGGUGUGGAAUACAAACGACGAGUAGCCACGUGUAAAAACAUACUACCGUCCAUUUUCAGAAAGAUCCAGCUACUGAAUGAGGAUGCAGUGUAUCUGGAAGAAGAGACGUGGCACGACCGCAGAGGCAAGCGUCUCACUGUCAAGAGCCGGAGUCUUACAUGGAACAAAUACGCAGAUGCCUGGGAGGAGUCUGAAUACAGCAUUUGCCCCGAGAAUACAAACUG
Molecule: messenger RNA, 311 nt
Organism: Strongylocentrotus purpuratus (purple sea urchin)
Lineage: Eukaryota; Metazoa; Echinodermata; Echinoidea; Camarodonta; Strongylocentrotidae
Product: PRELI domain-containing protein 2-like
Exons: 4
Biological process (GO): phospholipid transport
Cellular component (GO): mitochondrial intermembrane space
Molecular function (GO): phosphatidic acid transfer activity
Source: RefSeq, a predicted model, not a curated record